AUGGCGAUCGUAUGGGCUAGGAAGAGCCUUCGGGCGGUGGGCAGCGGAGGCAGCGGAGGGCAGGAGCUGUCGGGCACGGGCAAGGGAGGUGAUCUUGCGGUGGCAGAAGGGGCUGGCAGGGGUGGCGUUCAGGAGGUGGGGCGAGGCAGGGGAGGAGGCGAGGGAGGCGAGGGCGAAGACGUCGAGGAUCGUCAGGCGUAUGCUGAACAUGCAGCUAGCAACGGCGCUAGAAAGGUGGGCAAGCAACGCGACCAGCCAGAGGGAAGCCAGGGAUCGAUGCAGGCGAGUAGUCCAACGCAUGCUGCAGGUCAAGGCAGCCGUAGCGUUCGCAAGCUGGGCCGAAGGGACAGCAGAGAGCAAGCGAGUACGGACAAGCCUCCAGCGACUGUGCGGCCGAUGGCGAUCGUAUGGGCUAGGAAGAGCCUUCGGGCGGUGGGCAGCGGAGGCAGCGGAGGGCAGGAGCUGUCGGGCACGGGCAAGGGAGGUGAUCUUGCGGUGGCAGAAGGGGCUGGCAGGGGUGGCGUUCAGGAGGUGGGGCGAGGCAGGGGAGGAGGCGAGGGAGGCGAGGGCGAAGACGUCGAGGAUCGUCAGGCGUUGGCUUCAAGUCUCGGUGUCCCGCGUCUUCAUCGGAUGACGUUGGAGUGCCACCAUUGUCGCUUCUCCUCCCUCUUCCUUGACCACAUGCAUGAGCUUCAGGCUGAGCUACAAGCUCUGAGGGCUGACCUUGACGGCUGGACGAAGGAUCUGAGGAGGAGGAAGCAGAUGGAGCUGGUGAUAGCAAGCCUCUACGAGCACGUAGAUCGUGAGGCAUCCGACCCCACCAGCUCUUACAGCUCUGCUGCUCAGUGCCGACAGCUCGAAGUUUCAGCAGGGCAGGGGGGAAGGAACCCUCCGGAGGAAAGAAGCUCGAGCAUCGAGAGUUUCUCCCUGCGACGGCGACUGAUGAAGUUCCUGGGAUCACUUCACAUGCACCAAGUCAUGGAGCAGAGGAUCCAAGUGGAGUUUGACAAGCUCCUCCAGCUGAACCAGCAGCUGGACGCGUCUCUCGCCUGCCGUGUGGAGGACAGCAAGACUGCUGCACGUACCGUCAACAGCAGCUCGGCAGAGGCUGAGCAAGGCGACCUGGCUGUGCUGAACCGGCAGGAGGAGGAGGAGGAGGAGGAGGAUGCGGAGGUAGAGGGAGAGGUCAAGCUUGGGUCGCCGGGCUCGAACCCCAUGGCACAGGUGCACGUAGCUGACCUGCUGCUGGGCGAAGUAGUGUGGAUGUUCUGA
This is a messenger RNA of Guillardia theta CCMP2712, 1272 nucleotides long. RefSeq lists its product as hypothetical. NCBI's taxonomy places the organism in Eukaryota, Cryptophyceae, Pyrenomonadales, Geminigeraceae. The transcript is spliced from 4 exons. Bases 1 to 1272 code for a protein of 423 amino acids. The record is from RefSeq and is a predicted model, not a curated record.